AUGGCGCCCGGGCCCACGUCAACCGCAGACAGUUGCCAGAGUGUGCUUGCCAGAGGGGGCUAUCUUAGCGUGUGCCCAGUGGUUGUCUGUUUGGAGCCGCCUGGCAUCAAGUUCACCAGCAUGGAAGCUGUGGUUGGUUCUGUAGGCACCGAGGUCUCUUUGCCGCCCCAGCUGGGCGGCUUCCAGAUGGUCAUUAACACUCAGCGGCUCUGCGUGCAGUUUGAAGAUCUCCUACAAGUUGAGGCGUGCGAGCUG
Molecule: messenger RNA, 255 nt
Organism: Symbiodinium sp. CCMP2456
Lineage: Eukaryota; Dinophyceae; Suessiales; Symbiodiniaceae
Source: the annotation of a GenBank genome assembly